Messenger RNA from Morus notabilis, 1669 nucleotides. Its product is annotated as aspartate aminotransferase, mitochondrial. The transcript has 11 exons. Bases 162 to 1481 code for a protein of 439 amino acids. Gene Ontology annotation, molecular function: L-aspartate:2-oxoglutarate transaminase activity; pyridoxal phosphate binding. NCBI's taxonomy places the organism in Eukaryota, Viridiplantae, Streptophyta, Magnoliopsida, Rosales, Moraceae. The record is from RefSeq and is a predicted model, not a curated record. Gene Ontology annotation, cellular component: mitochondrion. Gene Ontology annotation, biological process: amino acid metabolic process; biosynthetic process.
CCCACUGGAACAGAAAAUAGUGACAAAAUAAACCAUGGAAGAAGAAGAAGAUGAAGAAAUCUCCCAACUCCAAGCUCUUUAUAUACCUCACCAAAAUACUUAUAAGCAUAAUGGUAACUCAAAAAGUGAAGGAUCAAAUAAAGAGGAUUUGACGAUCAAUCAUGUAUCGGAAAUGCAUGGCGUCUAGUCUUACAAGAAGAUGCAUUUCGAGCUCAACCAGAACCAGUACUACUUGGUGGGACCACGUCAACCCUGCUUCUAAGGACCCCAUUACUGGCGUCACUGAAGCUUUUCUUGCGGACCCAAAUCCCAACAGGAUCAAUCUUGGAAUGGGGGCUUAUAGGGAUGACGAGGGGAAAUCUGUCGUUCUACAGUGUGUUCGAGAUGCUGAGGCCAAGAUUGCGGGUUCUGAGUUCUUGGAAUCUAUUUCUACGUCAGUCAGUUCAAAAUUGGUUGAAGAAAGUUUAAAAUUGGUGUAUGGAAAGGACUCCAAUGUCAUUUCAGAAGGUAGACCUGCUGGAGUUGAGGCUCUCUCCGGCACGGGUGCCUGCCGUCUCUUUGCUGAGUUCCAGAAGCGAUAUUAUCCCGAAUCACAAAUUUAUUUAACCAAUCCAACUUGGUCCAACCACCACAACAUCUGGAGAGAUGCCCACGUUCCUUGGAGAACCUUCCGCUACUAUAAUCCAAAUACAAGAGGUUUAAACUUUGCAGCACUCAUGGAUGACAUCAAGAAUGCCCUAGACAGUUCGUUUUUCUUACUCCAUCCUUGUGCUCAUAAUCCAACUGGAGUUGACCCUACUGAGGAACAAUGGAGAGAAAUCUCAUAUCUGUUUAAGGUAAAAAAUCAUUUCCCCAUUUUCGAUAUGGCUUAUCAAGGUUUUGCGAGUGGACAUCUCGACAUUGAUGCCAAAGCCAUCCGGAUUUUUGUUGAAGAUGGGCAUUUGAUUGGUUGUGCUCAAUCCUUUGCAAAGAAUAUGGGAUUAUAUGGACACCGAGUUGGUUGUCUCAGUGUUCUGUGUUCCGAUCAAAAGCAAGGAGUUGCAGUCAAAAGCCAACUUCAGCAGAUUGCGAGGGCAAUGUACGGCAGUCCUCCUGUUCAUGGUCUAUUAUUGGUUUCCACGAUCUUGAGCAAUUCGGAUAUUAAAUCACUUUGGCUCAGAGAGGUGAAGGUUAUGGCAAGUCGCAUUAAAAGUAUCCGUUCUGCUCUUCGUGACAAUCUUGAGAGUUUGGGUUCUCCUCUUAACUGGGAACACAUUACUAAUCAGGUCGGAAUGUUCUGCUUCUCCGGCUUAACCCCGGAUCAGGUCAAACUGUUGGCUAGAGAAUUCCACAUAUACAUGACUCACGACGGUCGAAUUAGCAUGGCAGGUGUAACCUCUGGCAAUGUGAGUUACUUGGCGAAUGCUAUACAUCAAGUGACAAGUUGUCAACAAGAAACCUUGAAUCUUUCUCCAAAAGCUGAAUGUAAGAGGCCUACAUAAAUUAGGAGCAUGUUCACCAAACCGUAAUCGAAUGUAAGCAGAAGGGCAGUGGGUUUGGAAAAUUAAAUAAAAGCCUAAGAAUGGAAUCAUUGAUUCCCUAGCUCUCUAGUUUUUUUUUUUUAAUUAUUAUUUGUAAUAACAUGUCCUUUUACAUAGUUAAAUAUGUGAAAUUAUUAUAGGUACAAAAA